AUGGGAAACUGCCAUAUUCAAGAAAAGAAUAAAGAAGAAAUAGGUAAGAUUGAGGUGUUGCUAGAUAAAACUAGAAUUAGCAGAGGAGAUACAAUAACUGGCCGUUUAAAACUAUUUUUAAAGAAGGAAUAUCCUGGUAGGCAAAUUUCUGUUCGUGUUAGGGGAAUCGAAUCUAUUAAGAAAGGGAUAGAAUUCGCUGAAAAUGAGAUUUUUGGUGAUACUAUUUUGUUAGUUGCUGUAAACUAAAUGAAGGAGGGAGAACAUAAAUUCUUUUUCGAUUAUGUUGUUCCUGAUAAGUUGUAGUCUUAGUUUUCAAGCAGAGUAAUGUCUGAACAACCUUAAUUUGCAGUAAGCAUGGUUUAUCAAAUUAAAGGAAUACUAGAGCCAGUAGAGCUUUUAUAAGAUGAAUAUGAUAAAAUAGAAGGUUCUACUUAUUUUUCUCUAUUAGCAGAAGUUUAGUAGGAGGGAAUAAGUAGUAAUAGUACAGGAAAGCUGAAAAACGAGCAUGGAGAAUAUGGUAAUGUAGAAAUAGGAUUAAAAAGUAAUAAAGCUGCUUAUGAUAGUUGCGAGUCUGUUACUGUUGAUAUAAAUAUAAAUAAUACAGAUGUUACUAUUCCUUUAGAAACUCUGACGUUUAACCUAAUAAAAGAAAUAUAGUUUAAUGGAAAGACUAAAAACCAAUAUAUCAAGCAUGUUAGGAGGGAGUUUAAUGGUGAACCUGUAAAAGACAUAAUAUUAUCUUAAGAUAUAAAAUUUGAAAGAGGAGAAUUAGAUUAAGCCGCUACUAAAUCAGCUACAUUUGAGCUUCCUCCUAACCUAUAGCCCUCUUUCUAAGGAAAGUAAUUUUCUUGUAAAUAUUUUUUUGAACUAUAUGCUCAUUAUGUGAAAGGCCCUACUAAUUUUAUAGAUGCAAAAGCUCGUUUAAAAUUAAAUAUAAUUCCUGAAAAGAUGAGAAAUAUAGUUGAUCCUAGUAAAAAGAUAGCAAAAGCAAAUAAUAAUAGCAUGCAUAAAUCAAAAAUAAAAAGUGACUUUUAUUCUUCAUAGUUACCAUUUAAUUCUGCUAGAAAAGAAGAAGUAAUUAGCUCAAAACAGCUGGAUGAAACUGUCAACCACAAUCCUCUUUCUAAAUCUUAGUUUGCAUCUGUGAAUGACCAAAAAGAAAUAAAUAUACUUGUUUGA
This is a messenger RNA of Tetrahymena thermophila SB210, 1179 nucleotides long. Its product is annotated as kelch motif protein. The record is from RefSeq and is a predicted model, not a curated record. The transcript has a single exon. NCBI's taxonomy places the organism in Eukaryota, Ciliophora, Oligohymenophorea, Hymenostomatida, Tetrahymenidae.